This is a messenger RNA of Egretta garzetta (little egret), 6952 nucleotides long. RefSeq names its product carnitine O-acetyltransferase (gene CRAT). Gene Ontology annotation, biological process: carnitine metabolic process, CoA-linked. The record is from RefSeq and is a predicted model, not a curated record. The transcript is spliced from 14 exons. NCBI's taxonomy places the organism in Eukaryota, Metazoa, Chordata, Aves, Pelecaniformes, Ardeidae. Bases 442 to 2439 code for a protein of 665 amino acids. Gene Ontology annotation, molecular function: carnitine O-acetyltransferase activity. Gene Ontology annotation, cellular component: peroxisome.
CUCUGGCCACCUUUGCCUGAGCAAAGGGACUAAAUUCCCCAUCGCCCGCAUAAGUCCUCCCUGCAGCUUGUGCUAUCUGGUGACACCCCACAGUGUCAGCUGCUUCCAGGACGUAAAUUGGGGUGUUUCCUGCCGAAUGGUCAGGUUUCUCUCACAACGGCUACUGUAGUUUCAUGGUCCAGGCAAAGGCUGAGGGAACAACGUCCCCAGCACCUUCACUUCUGCCGUGGCUGGAGGCCCAGAGCACUAAUGAUCGGAGGCUCUGCCCACACGGUAUUGAUCAGCGAGCACUGACCAGGCAAUGCAGAGCUGACAGUCAGUGGCCCUGGGAGGACUUCCCAGAAAGGUGUCUUCAUGGCAGUUGGCACAACCUGAUGGUCUGAUUACCCCCGCCCUCUCCCAGACCUUUGUCUGGCCUUGAGCCCUCUGAUCAGAGCAGUCAUGUGGCAGUUUGCUAAUGAGGUGACGCCCUCCAUGGGCAGCACAUUGUCAGGUGGAAGAGGAAACCGAGACAGGCCGAGGGAGAGGUUUACGAUCUUUUCGGUCUUGCCAACCAUGGAUAGGAAGCAGAAGCAAGCAGAGAAGGCCAGGCCCUCCGGCCUGCUGAAGCCAACAGCUUUAGGGAAGAUCCCAGGCAGAUUCCAACUUCAUCAGGAAGCGUUGCCCCACCUCCCCGUGCCGCCACUCCAGCAAACGCUGGACCGCUACCUGCUGGCCCUGCAACCCAUCAUCAGCGAGGAGGAGCUGAGCCACACGCAGGAGCUGGUGGCUGAGUUCCGCAAGCCAGGAGGCGUCGGGGAGAGGCUGCAGAAAGGCCUGGAGAGAAGAGCCAAGAAAACAGAGAACUGGCUCUCAGACUGGUGGCUGAAGACAGCUUACCUGGAGUAUCGCCUGCCAGUUGUGGUCCACUCCAGCCCAGGUGUGGUUUUACCUAAGCAGGAUUUUCUGGAUCGACAAGGUCAGCUCAGGUUUGCUGCCAAGCUGAUCGAGGGCAUCCUGGAUUUCAAGACCAUGAUUGACAAUGAGACCCUCCCAGUGGAGUACAUGGGUGGGAAGCCCCUCUGCAUGAACCAGUACUACCAGAUCCUCUCAUCCUGCCGCAUUCCUGGGCCCAAGCGGGACUCCAUUGUCAACUAUGCCAAAGGCAAAAAGCAGUCCAGACACAUCACAGUGGUUCACAACUUCCAGUUCUUUGAGCUGGAUGUUUACAACAGUGAUGGAAGUCCCCUUACCACUGACCAGCUCUUCAUUCAGCUGGAGAAGAUAUGGAACACCUCCCUCCAAACAAACAAAGAACCUAUUGGGAUCCUCACCACCAACCACCGAAACAGCUGGGCAAAAGCCUACAACAACCUUCUGAAAGAUAAGACCAACAAGGAAUCUGUGCGUACCAUUGAGAAGAGCAUUUGUACUGUCUGCCUUGAUGCACCUAUGCCACGGGUGUCUGAGGACAUCUACAAGAGCCGUGUGGCUGCACAGAUGCUGCAUGGCGGAGGCAGUCGCUGGAACAGUGGGAACCGAUGGUUCGACAAAACCCUUCAAUUCAUCAUUGCUGAAGAUGGCUCCUGUGGUCUUGUAUAUGAACAUGCUCCCUCAGAAGGCCCACCCAUUGUUGCUCUUCUGGAUCACAUAGUGGAAUACACGAAGAAACCUGAGCUGGUAAGAUCGCCCAUGAUUCCUUUGCCUAUGCCCAAAAAGCUGCGGUUUAACAUCACCCCAGAAAUCAAGACUGACAUAGAGAAGGCAAAGCAGAACCUCAACAUAAUGGUCGAAGACCUGGAUGUCAAAGUCAUGGUCUUCCAUCAAUUUGGGAAAACACUUCCCAAGUCAGAGAAGAUAAGUCCUGAUGCUUUUAUCCAGCUGGCUUUGCAGCUAGCGUAUUACAGGAUGUACGGCCACGCCUGUGCCACAUAUGAGAGUGCAUCGCUAAGGAUGUUCCGCCUGGGCCGCACAGACACCAUCCGCUCCACUUCUGUAGACUCUCUAAAGUUUGUGCAAUCCAUGGACAGCCCUGACAAAUCGGACCAGGAGAAAGCAGACUUGCUGAGGAGAGCUACCCAGGCCCACAGGGAAUACACUGAUAUGGCAAUAAGGGGCAAUGCAAUAGACCGCCACCUCUUAGGCUUGAAGCUUCAAGCUAUUGAAGACCUAGUGAGCAUGCCUGAACUGUUCAUGGACACAGCAUAUGCUGUUGCAAUGCACUUCAAUCUCUCAACAAGCCAGGUCCCAGCAAAGACAGACUGUGUGAUGUGUUUUGGUCCCGUAGUUCCAGAUGGCUAUGGAAUCUGUUACAACCCUAUGGAUGAACACAUCAACUUUGCAAUUUCAGCAUUCAACAGCUGUGCUGAAACAAACGCAGCCCGCAUGGCACAUUAUCUUGAAAAAGCACUGCUAGACAUGAGGAUCUUGCUCCAGUCCACUCCCAAAUCCAAACUGUAAGAGGCAAACAUGAUGCAAAACCCCCAACUAAAGGGGUUAUCCCUCAUGCACUGAAGUUCCCAGUUCCUCAGAAGUGAUUGAGGACACAGCUCACCCUGGAACCUAGAAGAGCAUCUACCAUUUACAGAAUAGUCAUCUGCCGCUAUUAGUGGCAAGAGGAAACACUGUCUUAAACUGAAAUAGAACUGACUGGUCUUCUCCCAUCAAUGUCCUCAAAGAGGACCGAAAUACAAUUUCUACGGAACUUACUGUAAAGGAAUACAGAAAGCACAGUCCUUACCCAGUAUCUAAAUCCAUUUGGCGAGGAAGGUAUUCUCCAGGAAAAGCAGGGAAUGUUUAUUGUAUGAUGGAAGUAUGGUAAGACCAAGUCUUUUUGCUGGUUUAGUCUUCUCAAGAGUGCAGCAUCUUUCAAACUCGACUGAAGAUUUUUCUGCUGCUCCAGCAAAACAUCACCAUUGAACUUUGGCAAGGGGAGAAAUAAGUCCUUAAGUCAGAGCAGAUCCAGUCUCAUUAGAGUGCACUGCACUGCUUAUCCCAGGCACUCUGACCAUUACACACUUUGUAGACCUGGGAACGUUCCCUUCCCCUCGUUUUAGGAUACUGGGAUCUCCUUUCUGUUGCACUGACCCUAUUAACAACAGAGGAUAAUUCGCUACAAACUAAGGUGGGUUUUUUUGUUGUUGUUGUUCUGGACUUUUUGUUAGGCUUGCUGUUGUAGUCCUAGCCAUGGAUCUUCAGGCUCAGCGUAAAGCUUUUUUCCCCCCACAAAGCUUCCACAAAACUUCUCUCACACAGGUUUUGCUAGCUUUGGCUUUACGUACCUUAACAUUUGGAGAGAUGAGAAGGGACUGCCUAUGCAUUUAGCAGGACACUUGCUUCAUUGUACCUUUCUUUGGAGUUGAGGAAAAGAAACAGAUGCUGACCUGUUUACUACCCGGAAGGCCACAUGCCUAGUCUCCUUCAGGGCACACAUGUUAACCCAAUUUGGUUUUGUACCUUGCUUUCAGAAACAAUGCAUUUGUGCAUAAUGUGUUAUGCCUAAGUUGUGGACAAAUAAGAAUGUGGGCCAGAAAUGGAAGCGUGUUCUGGAGUUCCUGAUCAGAAACAGAGUUCAAAUCUGUUAGAGCCAAAAGCAAAACAGCUGCAGAAUCCCACUUCUUUCACGUCACUCUGCUUUAAGGUAGAAAAUCUUGGAAAAGCAGGAAGAAAGCUGGUAACAUGUGGGCAAUGUAGACAUUUGUCCACUGUGGCAGCCAUCAUUCCUGCAGUAACAGUACUGCACCUUUUCUGCCGCUCUUGGAGGUUUUUCUUACUACAGUGUUACUCAGAUUUGUGCCAGCUCUAUUCUGUGAGAGUGCUCUUAUGAUAACGUUUUCAGGUUCAGUUGACAAACUUCAGACAGUAAAAGGUUACGUACAUUUACAUGCAAUUUUAGCAUAGGAAUUUUUAUAAGCCGUACUUCAAAUAAAUCUGCCAGAAUCCAAGCUCUUUACUAUCUAUUUAGUCAGACCAUAUGGCAAUGAAGAAUUCUAGUGCUAUUAGUGCAACAGGAAUUUAAUAUUUAAAUCGCACACCUUUCAAGAUGUGGCUGCUGGGACAUCACCAUAAACAAGAAGCAUUAGGAGUCUGAUGGCCUGUUGUUACAGGGAAAUAUUUGAUCAUAAUUGCUACUUUUCUGAUCAUAGAACAGCAAGGGACAUGAUCAAAGUGCCUUGGUGAACAUAUAUGAAGAGAUUUGCACUAAACCUGUUGAAAGUAGAAGAAAAAAAAAAAUCAUUCUAACUUGAUUCUUCAAAGACACAAGCCAACACUACUGCAUUUCUUCCUAAGAGGAUGUUGUUUCAAAGCUUCUAUCUUAUACCUAAAUAAACCUUAAGAAGGAAAAUUUAACUUAAACUCACCUGCACAGCCAGUGAUUGUAUGAACUGCCACUUUCACAUCAUCUACAUGGAUUUAGUUGAUCUUUUAGAAGAAUCCUGAAUGGAGUGAGGUAGUCUAAAAAAAACAGUAGGAGCACUACAAACCUGUGAGCACACAUCUCUGCUCUGUCGACUCCUCUGUAUGAAUUAGACUGAAAACUGCAAGAGGAUACUCAGUAUUAUCAUGGCGUAAGUGAUUGUGUAAAUACUACAUAAAAGACUGAACCUUGCUGGAAUAACAUCUGGGCUUAUGGAGCCUUUUACAUUGAAAAAAAUACUCCUUUUGCCAGAGUAAUCCUCCCCCCCUACUGAACCAACCUCUGUUGCUAGGGGAUGAGGUUUUUUUUUCCCCCUGUCUGCAAUGCCUUCAACCACUGAUGCUACAGUAUUGCCACUUAAGUAUUUGAGACUGGCCCUUUUCUACUUCUGUCUCAUCAAAGGGGCAGGCUCUCAAAGGAAAGUGCCUAUUAAAGAUUAAGCAGAAGUACACACUGCUGUGACUGUAUCUCAGAAGAUGGGAUUGAUCUAUUCUGGAUAUCACACCAGCUUCAGCAGAGUACAGCUGCAAGAAGCAGACUAUCACAUUGAAAGAGAUACAAGAUUCAUAAACCACUUAAUGCAUCCUUAAUGAUACACGGAGCUGAAACUCAGAUGAAUGAAGCUGAUUUUUGAAGUGCUUGAAAGGACAUUAAAAUCAUUACAAGGCUUUUCCUUUUAAAAAGGUCUUUUCUUAUUGUACAAGUUCUAAAAUGUGAUGUCCUUCUGAUUCAUACUGUCUCGAUUUUUUCAGGGUUAACUUACUGAAUGCUCUUCUCCUCCCUGAUCCUGAUUGUCUGAUUGUUUUAUCAAGAGAUGUCAGUUGUCUUAAAGGCACAUUAAGUACAAGAAACUUAAGUUCCAGAAAAACUUAACAAUUUGGAACAAAUAAUUUAAGAAAUGCAUAGACCGAAAAUUUUCAGAUAACUCUUGGGGUAUGAGUGCAAUUUAUGACACAGCCUGGUAGUGUUGCAUGCUUUGCUGGUUAGCUGUGUUAAAUACUGUUUCAGCAGUGUAAUCCAUGUCAUGCAAAGUUUUGAAAUGUUCUUUGAGUAAAAUGAAACACAAUAAACAGAUAAGUGCUACAAAAAGACUUAAAUCUCCUUAGAUACUGCAGAAGUUACGUAACUACCCUUAUGGGAGGACGUUUGCGUGGGGACAGCAAGAACAGUGAACCACAGCAUUCUGUCACCUUCCUUUUAUUGUCUUAGUAUCUCCAUCCAGCCCCCUUGAGUACAGGGGAGGAAUAGAAAGCAUCUGCUUGCAAAGCCACAUAUUCCAAAGAAAAUAUUCCAUUUCAGAAAACUAGUGGCAGGAGACUUCAUACAAAUGUAGGAUAAUAAGGCAGAGCUCAAAUCUUUUUCCUGCACAGCACCAUUUAGUUAAGAAAAUCCAUGGGAUCACUAGGGAAUUUCUACUAUAUCAAGUAUUGCAAAGAUUUCUGGAAAGGUACAGCAAAAGUAGGCAGAAGAUGCAGAUUACAAACAACUCACAGAGAACAGAGCAGAGUUUAUUAUAGUGUCUUACAAGAGCUCUUCUUCCUCUCCCUUACUCCUAAGAAUUACUGUAGGAAGCUUGGGUUUGAAGGCAACAUGAAGUGGAACAGCUUUUUACACUACACUGCUCUCCAUGCAGAGAUGAAACCUCUUCCCUGUGCUCUAGUUCUCAGUAGGUGCUUCAGACACAUACAGUUUUUCCAACAGUCUGUCCUAACAGCUUAAGAGAGGCUAGGGAAGUGCUAGCCACUUUUGAAACAAUCGACUCUUUCAGCCUUGUCUUCGGGGAAGAGAGUUGUGAUCUCCCUUCUGGCUUUGUAAGUUAACUUACAAGAGAUAUAAAGAGAAAAUAAAUGGUUUUGCAAGACAUAAGUGAUUAGUACCAGCUUUCAAACUGAAACAUACAGUACCACCAUGUCAUGUGGCCUAUCUGAUGUCCUGUCUCAUUUUAACAGGGCUGUUCUAAGUCUGAUCAAAUGUCCUUGUGAAAGCUGCAAGAUGCCUCUUUAUUCUGAUGCACCUUCAAAGCAGAUCCAGUGCUCAGGUCCUUCAGAUGUUAACAGGAUUGCUUAUGUUAUGCAAAUACUAAACAGGUCUUUUAAAAAAAAUGUAUUUGCUGUAACAACUGAAAACAGUUAGUUUACUACCCACAGCUACUUCAACACAGAAACUUAAACAGCCUUCCUUCCUGAUCUCCUAGAUCAGAUCACUGCUUUCUACAGUUAACACUCUGGUUGUCCCAACACUUUCUACAGCAGUUCCCACUCCACAUGAACACACAAACUCCUAUGGCAACAGGCACAGAUGAAAACUUAAAAAAAAUAAAAAUAAUCAAGAUGAACAGAAACACAUCUCACUUCAAGCAGCUUUAUAAUGCAGGAGUCUGAUUAAAGUGGAGAUAGUAAAACAGGCAGCAAGACCGAGAUGUGACAGUCAUUUUACCUCUGCUCACAUGACUGCAUCGAAGGCACACCGAUGACCUUUGAGCCAGUUCAGAAGCUGUCCUUUAUCUGUGAAAGUUCAAGUCAAUUGUGCUUUGAAUAAAUACCCCCCUGUAUUAUA